AGCGAAGCUGCCACGGUUCCAGCCACUUUCGACUGCCAUCGCCAUGCCAUCUUUUGGGUUUGAGUUGGAAUAUGCCAAGAGCUCCCGCUCUGCUUGCAAGCAGUGCAAAGAGAAGAUCGAAAAGGACACCUUAAGAAUCGGCCUGAAAGUGCUCAUAGAUGCUGCGCCGGAUGAUGCGGAAGCAAGGAAAAGAGCACAUAGCAUGGAAUCUGCCAAGUGGCAUCAUGAAGGCUGCUUUCCCAAGAUCAAAGGCAAAACUUGGUUCCGACAGCACCUACCUGAGGAGCCUGAUAGCAUCACGGGAUUUGAUGCGUUGAAAGAAGAUGACCAACAGAAGGUGAAGCUUUUGCUGCAAAGUUGCAGGGGUGAGGAGACUGAGACUGAGACGCCCAAGGGCAAUAAGCGCAAAGCUGAUCCCGAUCAAAAGUCGAGCAAGAAAUCAAAGUUCUUCGCCAGUCAGGAGGAUCAAGCAAGUGCCCUCAGUGCAGAGGAGCAAAAGUCCAUUGAGACACUGAAGGCGGAGCUCUGCAAGAAGAACGUGGCAGCUUUAGGAGCAAUGCUGGCAAAGAAUGGCUUGCCCAAGUCUGACCUUCCGAGGUCAGGGAAAAAGGAGGAGCUCUUGGAUCGAGUGGCGGAAGCCAAAGCCUUAGGCGUCCCGCCUGUGUGCCCGCUGUGUGAGAAGCAGAAACUGCGAUUCUCCAAGGUCACAGGUAGCUACAGCUGUCCGGGCUUCUUUGACGAUGAAUCCAAGUCCUUCAAGAGAUGCAAGGGACCUGGAGAUGACACCCAGCUUGUCCGCACGAGUUGGCAGGAAUUGGGCGCCUGAAAGGCCUGAAAGGCCUGAAAGGCCUGAAAGGCCUAAGGUGUGUGUUGGUGACAACAUCGACACAAAUCGACACCUCGGGGGAUCCUCGCAGCGCAGCCGGCCAAGGGCCAGGCUUUGGGGACUUUGGGGACGCGCCGCGGGUGAAAGAGCG
Molecule: messenger RNA, 977 nt
Organism: Cladocopium goreaui
Lineage: Eukaryota; Dinophyceae; Suessiales; Symbiodiniaceae
Source: the annotation of a GenBank genome assembly